This is a messenger RNA of Rhagoletis zephyria (snowberry fruit fly), 2139 nucleotides long. Lineage: Eukaryota; Metazoa; Arthropoda; Insecta; Diptera; Tephritidae. The record is from RefSeq and is a predicted model, not a curated record.
CGCCUCGACUGGUCGAGCAGCGAGGAUGACACUCGCAUGUGCAAGUACAAGGGCAAGUCGGAGGAGGUCUGCCAGAACUACAUCAAGGUGCUGGCGAAGCUGGGCGACGAGCGGCUGCUCGUCUGCGGGACAAAUGCCUUCAAGCCCAAGUGUCGCACCUACCAGUACGGACCGAUGCACAACUACCUCGUCCAUGGGGAGAAGAGCGGCGAGGCGCUCUGUCCGUACGAUCCCACCUACCCCUCAACUGCCACAUUUUACGAAAAGAACCUUUACGUGGCGACGGUGGCCGGCUUCACAGGCGCCGAUCCGCUCAUCUACCGAGAGCCACUGCGAACGGAGCAGUUUAAUCCCAAACACCUAAACGCACCGAGUUUCGUCAGUUCCUUUCCCCACAGUAGCCACGUCUACUUCUUCUUCCGUGAAUCGGCCGUCGAGUACAGCAGCUGCGGCAAGGCGACCUUCUCCAGAGUGGCCCGCGUCUGUGCCCGCGACAACGGUGGUCCGCACAAGUUUCGUGCCCGUUGGACAUCAUUCAGCAAAGCGAGACUACAGUGCGCCAUAGGAAGCAAUGAUGAAUUUCCCUUCUACUUUAAUGAGAUUCAGGCCACCUCGGAGAUCAUCAAGGGCAACUACGGCGGCCGGAACGAGCAGCUGAUCUACGCCGUCUUCACCACGGCGCCCAACAGCAUCGGCGGCUCGGCGGUGUGCGCCUUCCGCAUGGAGGACAUUGAGGCGGCCUUCCGGGGGCCCUUCAAGGGCCAGAAGGACAUUGACUCCAAUUGGAUGGCCGUGCCGAACGCUCGGGUGCCCUCCCCGCGGCCCGGCGAGUGCUCCAACGACUCGCAGUCCCUUCCAGAGAUGACGGUCAACUUUGUGAAGGAGCACCCGCUGAUGGACCACCCGGUGGCGCCCGCCUUUGGCGGCGGGCCGCUGCUGGUGCACACCAGCCUCAGGGCGCGGUUCACCGCCGUCGCCGUCGAUCCGCAGAUUGAGACCGCCACCGGAAAGGCCUACGACGUCCUCUUCAUCGGCACCGACAACGGCCGCGUCCUGAAGGCGAUCAACGCGGCGAGCAACGCCGUGGUCCCGCCGGCGGCGGGCAGUCAGCAGAUGCACGGCGCCGUCGCGCCGGUCAUCAUCGAGGAGAUGGUCAUCUUCGCCGACGGCGCCCCGGUGACGCAGAUUCUGGUCCACCACACGUACUACGACGCCAAGUUGGUGGUAAUCUCGCCGGACUCGAUUCGUUCCGUCCGCCUGCACCACUGCAAGGCGAAGACCUGCGGCGAGUGCGUCCGCCUGCAGGAUCCCUACUGCAGCUUUGACCUGCAGCAGCAGAAGUGCACCAGCUCACGGUCUCGUUACUGGAACCGCGACAAUUACGUUCAAAAUAUUGAACAGGGCUGGGACCCGCGUUGUCCUGACGGUCGGCCUGAAGCCGGAGGAGGUGGUAAUGCUCCGCCUGAACUGGGUGGAAAUCUGUACAAUGAGGCUGCUGAAGACUACGCAAAUGGAGGCGGAGGUGCCAAUGGAGGCCUGGACGCCUCGGUGAUCGACCCUAGCCGGUCCAGCGACGCCGGCGGCAGCGCCUCUGGUGGCGGCCCCAGCGCAGUGCCCAUCUACUCCAGCGAGACCUUCGCCCUGGCGGUGGUCACCUCGGUAGUGACCUCGCUCGUCUUUGGCUUCAUCAUCGGUUACAUCUUCAGUCGGCGGUGUCGGAAGGAAGACCCGGGCAUCUGCUCGCCGUACGACGACCCGCACAGCUACCUCGAUCCGCACAGUGCCCACCACUUCGCCAACAGCCUGGGCAUCAAUGGCGGCGGCCUGGGCGGGCCGACGCUGACCCGUUUGGUCGGCGGCGGUGUUGGUGGUGGCCACCACGGGCCGCCCUCCAUGGGCGCCCUCUAUGGCAGCCACGGGCCGCUGGACCACCACGCCUACUCGGCAGGCAGUGGCGGCGGGGGCGGUGGUACCCUCGGCCAUGGGGCCGGUCCCCACGGCGGGGGCGGAGUGCUGGUGGGCGGGAAGCCCAUCAACCUCGUGCUGAACGUCCCACCGAAGAACAGUUCAAAAAACGCCAACUCGUCGGCGGACAACAAGCCUAUGGCGGUAAGCCAGGCGAAGAAGAUCUAUUUGUGA